AUGGACAGAGAGCAAGAAGAGAUGCAAUUCUUAGGCCUUUUUGGGAUCUAUGCAGAAGCCUACAAAGUGGUCUUUAGAUGGAGAAAAAUCUUCAGCAAAAUCACCCUAUCUUUGAUCCUUCCGCUAUCCUUCAUUUUCUUGGCUCAUAUAGAAAUAUCCCAUCUACUCAAGAUAAAAAUCAUCCACACUGAAAACCAAUUGCAUCGUGCCCAAUCAGAGCCUCAAAAAAGCAAGAAACUCACUGAUCUUGUAUGGUCUGAAUUGGCAAUUCUGUGGCUUUUCAACAUCACUUACUUCACAUUUCUCCUCAUUUUUUCUCUGCUUUCCACUUCUGCUGUUGUUUACACAAUUGCCAGUAUAUAUACCGGGCGAGAAAUAACCUUCAAGAAGGUCAUGAGUGUUGUCCCAAAGGUCUGGAAAAGGCUUGUGGUCACUUUUCUGUGCACUUUUCUUGCUUUCUUUGCUUAUAACCUCAUAGCUUUACUAGCUUUAACGAUAUUGACCAUGACCCUUGGAGAAACGUUGAUUGGUGCUGUUUUGUUAAUCCUCUUGUUGAUUGUGUAUAUUCUGGUCUUUGUCUACAUGACCAUAAUUUGGCAGUUGGCCAGUGUUGUGUCUGUUUUAGAAGACUCAUAUGGGAUCAAAGCUAUGAUGAAAAGCCAGGAAUUAAUCAAAGGGAAGAUGCUGAUUAGCAUAGUCAUAUUUUUUAAGCUGAAUUUGUCCCUUGCUGCAAUUCAGCUGUUGUUUUAUGCUCAUGUUGUUCAUGGUGGAUGGAGAUUUGGAGUAUUACACCGUUUGGGAUUAGGGAUGCUGUGUUUGUUGCUGCUUUUCAAGCUGAUUCUCUUUGGAUUGGUGAUUCAAACAAUUGUCUACUUUGUUUGCAAGUCUUAUCACCAUGAAAACAUUGAUAAAUCAGCCCUGUCGGAUCAUCUUGAAGCUUAUUUGGGAGAAUAUGUGCCUUUGAAGUCCAAGGAUGUACAACUGGAGCAAUAUGAAUAUGAUGCUUGA
This is a messenger RNA of Coffea arabica (coffee), 1008 nucleotides long. RefSeq lists its product as uncharacterized. Lineage: Eukaryota; Viridiplantae; Streptophyta; Magnoliopsida; Gentianales; Rubiaceae. The record is from RefSeq and is a predicted model, not a curated record.